Monoraphidium neglectum is the source of this 306-nucleotide messenger RNA. RefSeq lists its product as hypothetical. The record is from RefSeq and is a predicted model, not a curated record. Lineage: Eukaryota; Viridiplantae; Chlorophyta; Chlorophyceae; Sphaeropleales; Selenastraceae. The coding region runs from base 1 to 306 and encodes 101 amino acids. The transcript has 3 exons.
AUGAGCCCGAUGCAGCUGGUGGCGGGGGAGGACCCGGUCGCAGAGGCUGAGCACUGGAGCAUCUUUGCAGACGUGUACGAGCGGGAGGUGCGCCACCAAGAGGAGCUGGCGGGCGGGCGCGAUCUGCAGCUCGACCAGCGGCGGCAAAUCCUCGCAGACAUCCUCGUGUGGGCCGAGGUCACGCAGACCCAAUAUGACGACGACACCGCGUCGUUUGUGACCGAGCCCCACGAGCAGGACCCCUCGUUCCAAAGGAUCGGGGACAUGCUCAAGGCAGCCAAGGCGCAGCGCGGGUUCUGCCGGUAG